Cylas formicarius (sweet potato weevil) is the source of this 9043-nucleotide messenger RNA. RefSeq names its product serine/threonine-protein kinase tousled-like 2. The record is from RefSeq and is a predicted model, not a curated record. Gene Ontology annotation, molecular function: ATP binding; protein serine/threonine kinase activity. The coding region runs from base 3631 to 5820 and encodes 729 amino acids. Gene Ontology annotation, cellular component: nucleus. Gene Ontology annotation, biological process: peptidyl-serine phosphorylation; intracellular signal transduction; chromosome segregation. NCBI's taxonomy places the organism in Eukaryota, Metazoa, Arthropoda, Insecta, Coleoptera, Brentidae. The transcript is spliced from 11 exons.
CAUGACAAGUUAUCGAAAAAUGCUUUUGCUUGAACGAAUAUUGACGUGAUUAUUUCCUUUCGAGGCGACGAGUGUGACUGCCGCGUAUGUAGUUAUUAUAAUGUAUCGAAUCGAUUUCUUUAUGCUGCAAAAUUUAUUGUUCUAGAGACGGAAUGUAGGUUAUCGUGGUGGUGGAGUCUUGACGGAACGGUAGUGGGUGCCUAAUCAUUGUGUCAAGCAAAUAACGUGGAUCGUGUCGAAAUUAUAUGCGCUCGUUGUUUGCUAUUUGUGUUGCGUAACUAUUAAUUUAAUGGCGGAUAAAUUUGUUUAGUAACGUCGGUCGAACGCUCGAGCUUUCUAAUGGCAGUUUUCGGCGGUAUUUUAUCUAAAACAAAAUAAUGGCGAAACGAUUGCGCGCUUGUUGUUGACGUGGAGAGGGGGUGAAAAUGAUCCCAUAGUACAUAACGCACACACCAGGGAACCCAUUUUUUACCCAUCUAUAAACGCCCCGGAUGAGAUUCGAUUUCCAAAAAUAUUGUUCCGAAAUAAUAGAACCAUAAAACCGAUGCGUUGCGUGGGUAUUUUAUUACUCGUGGCGUCCACGUACGUCGUUCCAAUUCAUCAUCGCUUUACUUUGCGACGAUGUCGGUUCGUUCUUAUCGGUUUCGUUUCAUGCGAAACUUUUCCGCUUAAAAAAAAAAUCUAAUGGAGUUACUUGUUCAACCGUAAAGUCCGGAAACGCGUCCUUAGCGCUUUUCAUCAUAAUUUUCAAACGACUCUUGGAUAUUUUAUUGACAUUUGACGCAAAAUAUAUUGUGAUUUUAAUAUGAUUAAAGAAAUAUCUAACAUACUUAUUUUAAUGCACGCACAAACAAAUUAAUUUAAUUGAAAUUCAAAAUAAAUAACCCAAAAAAUACUUUAUUUUUGUGCGGUGACUACUUGAGAACAAUUUUUUUAAAGUUGCGUCAAAAAAGCAGUUUUUCUCUAACUUAACUGUAUGUGUUCUCUCUUGCAACGCUGAAGUAGUUGCCGCCACUUAAUAAUUCCGUGUAUAUAAUGAUUGAUAUAGAUUAGAGACUGAUUUACUCAAGACCAAUCGAUUUCCUGUUCCUGCAAAGUUAUCGAGUAUAUCCUUUACGAAGACAACCCUCAUAAUCACUACCGCAGUGGUUAAAUUCUCGGGACACAUUUGGAAGAAUAAAAUCAAUAUUGCACACUCUCCCCCUCCCCUUCGCCAUCCCGUUCCUCUCGACCCGUUUCUGGAAGUUUCCUUACAUCCAUGUUGAUUCGAAUAGUUUAAAGUACUCGACAACGAACGUAAUAUUCACGAUGCUUAUACAGUUUUGUUUCUUUUAAUUAAUUCCAUAGCAAUUCUCGGUUGAACCGAUUUUGUAUCGACCGUUUCUUUGUGGUGAGAAAAACUAAGCAGCGGUUACUCCACCAGUUUUAUGUAAUUUAAGAAUUCGCCAUUGGCUGCGAGAGAUUAGAAAUAUACUCGCUUAGUUGUUAAUUUGAGUGUUACUCGAUUGCACGCAAUACUAAUAAAGUAACUACCAUAGUGGUUCUUUAGUUUUGGAAAAACUAUCAAGGAAUUAUUAAUUUAUCACUCUCUCCACCGACAUUAUUUAUACCGAUUAGGUUUUGAAAAAGUUUGCGUUCCUACACAAUCGAGGCCACUAAAGCAAUUCGUUUUUGUUUUUGUUCUCUCGGUUGAUGUUGGUUUGUUGUUAAUUCGUCAACUGAAGAAGAAUGGUAUUGUUCUAAUCAUCGAACCUGACAAGGGACAACUUCAACAUUAACAUGUGCAUCUAUGUCGGAAUUUCGACUUAAACCUUAGGAAUUAAGGAAUUAUGGUUUAAAUUAUUGAUAAGCAAGCUAAAACUGGAAUGUAUUUCUCGCACAAUACCAAACAGAAAGUGCCACUAAAUAAGUGAAUAUUCCGCGUUGUAACUGUACUCGAACUUAUCACAUCGGCUGAUUGUUGUCGGAUAUUUUUAGAACGCAAUCCGACGAAAAUACGCAUUCCGUCCGUGAUAUUAUUUCGAAGAAAAUCAAGAAUGAAUAAGAUGACGAACAUUUUUAGAACAGCUAAUAAACGUGUCUUCGGUUCACUCUCUAUAUAGCAACUUAAGCUCAUGCCUGGUUUGUAAAGAAACGCGACCACUCAGGUAAUACCUAUAUACAACAACCAAGUCCCAAGUGGAAACGUAUAUAAUAGAAUACUAAAUAAUGUAGGUUAUCGACCCUCGCAGCAAUGUCUCUAUGCCCUCAUUGUCCAUCGGGUACCCAAGGUAUGUACGAAAUUUCGCAAUUAGAUAGAUGGUUUUCUACUAGUCGUGGUACAGUUGUAGCACAAUCGACGUUCUGUAGAAAACUUUUUCCAAAUUGUCGUAUAGCAUGGAUUGCCGCUGGUUUCUUUAUUCUUUUAAGAACGUAUAUUCCUUUGGUGUAUGUAUAAUUGAAAGGCUUUAACUAUAACAGCGCUAAUAAAAACUACCAACAUUAUCACCAGAAUUAUGCAUAACUUUCACAACGGAGCUCAUAAGUUUAUUUUUUUUUUCUCAUUGAAAAGUGGUGUAGGCAAUGGAGGCAGUUCGAUUUUCUGUUCCUUUAACAAUCUGUUGUUCUGUCGUUUAUGUGAACAUUUUGUUGUUGUUUCUGUUGCCGUCAUAUGUUUUACUAUAAUGUGCAGAUCCUAUGGUGACAUUUCAUUCCAUCUAAGUAUUGUAUUUCUAUAGGAAAUUAGAUUUUGUGCAAUUAUACAGCCAUCUAUCGAGAAUCGAAAAGAAAACUUCGAACAAAACCUGACCUGUGGCAUUCAAAGCUUCCCCUGCCCUCCACCAGCGGGUUGAGGCGGGGGAAGAAUUUGAUUGGUUUUUGAUUUUUAAUUUUCAAGAUAUUCUACCGUGUCCAUACUUUUUUCACACUCGGUGUAACUGUUCCGUCUGGUUCGCCAGUCUCCAAUAACCAAAAUUUACCUCGAUCUGUUCAGAGUUUUUGUCCUAUUAUCGGAAACAAUCAAAGGAGCAGUGCCGUUUAAACGUCUACUUGACGUCACUCGAUUCGUCACGCGGCACGUGACAUUCGACCCUUGCGCCGGUGACUCAUCACAAGUGAGUUUUGUGAAUCGAAUAAUGAAGAAAAGACGUAGGCCUUGGCACACCGAAUUGGUUGCUGACAAUCGCCAAAUCAGUUACGAUUUUUUUUUUUUUAAUUAUUAUUUUGGUUUAGCCCGGCCGCCAAAUUUUAAAGAAAGAAUAGCGCAUAGAUUAGACAAUUGGAAGUAUUGGUUUGGCAUCUCAAACAUAUUUUCCGAUUUUACGAAUGUGUCGAUGUGGCACUUAAAAACUGGUUAAUUGCAAAUUUCCAGCUUGAUAUCUUCAGGUUUUAUUUAAUUUUUAGAACGUAAAGUUCUUUUUCGCAGUUCGAUCGAAUUAAGUAGGUACUGAGGCGAGAAACCCGAACGGAUUGGAUUUAUUUAUAAUUCGGGACAUAAUGCGGUUAUUUUUAGAACACAUAGGCAUCCCAUGUAUAUAUAUAGGUAUAUACAAUUCGAAAGGAAAAUAUUCCAUCUCUGUAAUGAGAGUAUUUACCUGCGUUUAGUAUAUGUCACAUCACGUUCGAUCAUUCUGGAUAUUCCGCAGCUGAGUGAUGUCAGCUGGAUCUCAGAUACAGAUGGCACCGCAGUCCGCGAUCAACACUACCCAGCCCGUAUAUAACCAAGACUCCAAUAUGAGUACAGGUUCGUCUCACAGCGACAAAGAGGUGGACUCGAAUACUCCCGAAAAAGUGGCUCGGACACCGUCGGAAAGGAAACGGAAACGAAAGGCGGACGACGGGGGUGGCUUAACCGGCGGCGGUAAAGGCGUCGUUCAGGGCGGCGUCGGGGUGGGCGGAGGCGGGGGACGAAACGCCGGGGCGCCGCCCGACAAGAAAAUCAACGAUUACUUCAAGCACUCGGGCAAUAGCCCGAUAAGGCUCGGGGGCGCGAAGAGCCCCUCGCCUCAACAGCCCUAUCCAAUGUUACCACCAUCUCCCCAACAGGUGGGAUUACCCUCCCCGCAAGUUACAAGUAAUCCCUUCGACUUUUACAAAACGCAGUCCCACCAAAGGCUACCCCCACCUCCUAUGGUUAGCAGAUUAACACAGACUGAAUUGACGUGUCAACGGAUACAAGAAUUCGAAACGCAAGCGUCUUCCGAUCUCGAGGUACGAAACAACAAGAUUGAGGAAUUAACACGGACGAACGAGGAGUUAAGGCACCAGAUCUCAACGCAGCAGAAGGCGAUCGAUCAGCACAAACAGCAGGUGAACAAGUGCAUAGAGGUGGUGAAAAAACUGUUAAAAGAAAAGAGCUCGAUCGAGAAGAAGGAAGCGCGGCAAAAGUGUAUGCAGAACAGGUUAAGGUUAGGACAGUUUGUGACACAGCGGGUGGGCGCCACAUUCCAGGAAAAUUGGACGGACGGACACGCGUUUCAGGAAUUGGCCAGGCGGCAGGAGGAAAUAACAGCGGAAAGGGAGGAGAUCGAUAGACAAAAGAAGCUCCUCUUAAAAAAGCGACCAUCGAACAGCGAGGGAGGCGGUCGGAAAAGGAACAACUCAAACGUACUGCACAACGGUACUACUACCGACAGCGGUUUCCUGAAGCCUGACGCUGUUCCGGGGUCUCUCACGUUGCAAGAGUACUAUGAGGCCGACGAGAUUCUCAAGUUGCGGCAAAACGCUUUGAAAAAAGAAGAUGCCGAUUUGCAACUGGAAAUGGAGAAGUUGGAACGGGAGCGGAAUCUUCAUAUACGGGAAUUAAAACGGAUUCACAAUGAGGACCAGUCGCGAUUUAACAACCAUCCAGUCCUAAAUGACAGGUACCUGUUGCUAAUGCUUCUUGGGAAAGGAGGUUUUAGCGAGGUGCAUAAAGCCUUUGACUUGAAGGAGCAGAGGUAUGUAGCGUGCAAGGUGCACCAGCUCAACAAAGACUGGAAGGAGGACAAAAAAGCGAAUUAUAUAAAACACGCUCUGAGGGAAUAUAAUAUUCACAAGGCGUUAGACCACCCCCGUGUAGUUAAGUUGUAUGAUGUAUUUGAAAUAGAUGCGAAUUCGUUCUGUACAGUUUUGGAAUACUGUGAUGGUCAUGAUCUUGACUUUUAUUUGAAGCAGCACAAGACAAUACCAGAGAGGGAAGCCAGGUCGAUAAUAAUGCAAGUGGUGUCUGCCCUCAAGUACCUGAAUGAAAUCAAGCCCCCUGUGAUCCAUUAUGACCUCAAACCCGGCAAUAUUUUGCUGACUGAGGGUAAUGUUUGUGGCGAAAUCAAAAUUACUGAUUUCGGUUUAAGCAAAGUCAUGGAUGAGGAAAAUUACAACCCCGACCAUGGCAUGGAUUUAACGUCGCAAGGGGCGGGUACUUAUUGGUAUCUUCCUCCUGAGUGUUUUGUUGUUGGUAAGAAUCCUCCAAAAAUUUCCUCGAAGGUGGACGUUUGGAGUGUCGGUGUGAUAUUUUAUCAAUGCUUGUACGGCAAAAAACCAUUCGGGCAUAAUCAGUCCCAGGCCACCAUAUUAGAAGAAAACACUAUAUUAAAAGCAACUGAUGUUCAGUUUGCAAAUAAACCUGCUGUGACAAAUGAAGCCAAGAGUUUCAUUAGAAGUUGCCUAGCCUACAGGAAAGAGGAUCGUAUCGAUGUUCUGUCAUUAGCCAAACAUGAAUAUUUACAGCCCCCCAUGCCUAAGCAUUCGCGAGUCACAUCGAACCAACAGCAACAGCAGCAGCAACAACAGCAGCAACAGCAACAGGCCAGUUCGUUUUCGACGGGUAUAUUCGGGGCGAUGAACGCUUCGUCGUCAUCUUAGUGCAGUGCUGUGUUUGUUAAGUUAUUAAAAUGAUUAUGAUGCCGGAGAUCGGAACAAACCGACGGUCCCGUCAUUCUGACACUGGCGUCGCUCGUGCUGCCGCGUCGCGUUCGCGGCAUUCAUUCUGGAGCACAGUGGCAAACGGACGUUGCAAAAUUUGUUUUCGAGGUCUUCGUUGUUACAUUGUUUUUCUUUUUAUUUCGGUUGCAAACGAAUGGAUUUCAUUACAGCAGAAUCAACGCCACAAGAAAAAAUAAUCGAUUCGAUUGUCGUGUUCUCAUGUUCCAUUAUUCGAUAUAUAUAUAUAUAUGUACGCAGGAUCCUAAGCGAGAUAGGACUUGCUCACCCCCAUGAAACGCUUGUUGAACAUUUAUCGUAGUGUCAAAACGGUAAGAAAGAAUUAUAAACAUGUUGUGAAUUAUUAGAAGACGCUCGGAGUUAGUGUGGACUUUUUACGUCAAUCUCUUUUAAUGUUUCGCUUCGAUCCCUUAUCAGGCGGCUGUUGCGAUGGCCGAGGACGAGUUAUUUCCAGUUCAAAAAGCGCGAAGCGGCGUUCUGUAGUAGUUGCGAGGAAGAAGCGUUUCCAUCCAUACGCAGCCCGUGCGGGUUUGCCAGAAGUUAACGAAGUUGUAUAAAAUCUAGUCAAAAAAAAAGUUGGCUUGUUAAGGGGCCAUUCUGGUAAAUGGUGUAGUUAGAAGCUUUAGGUUCUGAGCUUGUGGGAGGUUCUAAACGGUAACGUGUUUGGAAAUAACAAUGUAAAGUGAAUUUGGUUAGGUUGGCUGAACCGAUGAAAAAAAAAAAAGUACACCGCCACAUUUUAAUUCUUAAAUUCCAUUAAUAAUUUUAAUAAAACGACGGUGUGCAAUAGCAAAAGGUAUCUCCAGGCACGUUUCUUGACUACAGUUGUGACAAAACAAAAGAGUUCCUAUUAAAGAAGCUCUUCGAUGGCCAUCGUAAGACCGCUUGCUUAAUAAAAUAAAAGUAGCAGAAGAAUUUUUAAAAACGAGGUGUAAGUGCAAAACUGAGGAUAUGGCCCCAAAAUAUAUCUGUUUCACAUUAUAAAUAGGUAUAUAAAACUUGUGUAUAAAUGAGGAAAAAAUGUUUGGUGAGUUAAUUUUUAAAGUGUCCUUGCUUUGUACCAUGCGUAGUUGAUUUCUCAUCACGUUUCAGGCCAAAAAAUUCAUUACAAUUUGCUCGAUAUUUGAUUGCACUACUCAUAGUUGCGUGAAAACAUUUAAACGCUUUUUGCAGAAAAUAUCUUAUACUGUGGCAGAGAUCCAUAUUUGCAAAUAAAUGCCUCCGUUAACGCAUUAAAGCAAAUGACUGUUAUAAUAGUCAUACAUAGAAAGGUGGUUAACCUUCCCAAUUAGCGCAAACCUAUGACUACAGUGACUACAGCUGCUCAGAAAAAAUGUUUAUAUUUAUAUUUUAAUCAGAAUAGAAUUCUUUGUCACUAUGAUUAAAAAAAACAAAAUAAUUAAAUUAUGUUCGUGUUUACUUUUUUUUAAUAAAUUAAUAUUUUAUUUACUUUUUUUAUCGGUUGUCUGGCUUCUUCGGAAGUUUUUAAGAUAUUAAUACUACUUCAUAUAAUUUUUGUCAUGUACCAUAAUAAUAAUAUUUAAAUAUCUCUCAAGCAUAUUUUUACUACAAGUAUCUGUUGCGGUGACUGAUCAUUGAAGUCUUGGCAGCCAUUUUGGGAUUAUUCGUACCCGAAAAUUAAAUGUUAAAUCUCAGUAAGACUUCCUUCACUAUUAAUUAAUAUACAGUAAAGGUAAAUUCAACGCACUUUCAGCAAUUCUUAAACGUCAUUUUUUUUCAUGUCGCGCGAAGAUUACGGAAGGUUAACGAGCAAAUCUGAUUAUUCUCUCCUUGUAAGAUUUUUUCGCCAUACAGUGUCAAAUAAUGUAAGUACUACUACACAGUGACUGGAAUCCUUUCUCAACUUUUUAAAAGUACUUUUUGUAUUGGAAUGGCUUUUUCUAAGCAGUUAUUUUCUUUUUAUUAAAAAAAUGGAGCACCGGAUUUUUUUUUUUUGAGACAUUUUAUGUAUACGCAUUCAUUGACGAGGCGGCAGAUUUUUUUUUUCUGAUUUUUAGUCAAUGUUUCUUUUAAACAAUAGUAACUAUAGGCAUGAAAAUUAUAAUGUAAACAAUUGUUAGCAAAUUUUUGGAAACUAUAUUUUGCGGUAUUUUAUAGCUUCGUGGUAACUAAUUGGUUCAAAUUAAUUAAAUCGGUACAUCAUAAAAUGUCUCAGUGUUCAAUUAUUAAUUAAUUAAAAGAAAUAAACAAAAGCUUGGUAAUCACCAUCUGUUUCAGAAAUCUGGACAUCAACCAGUGUUAUAUAAAUAAUAUGGUUGGAUUCGACUUUGUUAUCAGCUUUUCGAUGUUAAUUUAAAUCAGUAUUCACGUGAAGUAUUUUUUUUUGCCUUAAUUUAUAAAGGAAUAUCUUCUUACCUAAGUUAACAUUUUUGUAACUCUUGAUUUAAUUUUGCAUCGUACAUUUUUACUAGAUAUUUUGACCCAAAGAUUUGUAUUGCCUUCAGUUUUAGCGUAAUUCGUAAUAACUCUCAAGUAAUUGACAUAAAUGAUAAAGUGUCCUUACAACAAACAAAUCAACAAUAGUGUUUGUGCAAAAAAGUUAAACAAAAUUAACAUCGAAAAACUAUUUUGACUGAUGUAUGUUUUUGACUUUAAUUUGUACAGUUACUGUAUAUUGCACAUUGUUAUAUUUAGGAUGAAUGGUUGAGCUUGGUUUCUGAACGGAUAAUCGAAAUAAUUGAAUCUUACUGUACAUAGUCUCAUAAAGGUAAAAAAAAGAAGCUGCAAUACAAACAUGUCCAUAGUUCUGAGUCUUUAAUUGAAAUUUAGGGCCCACUUAGAUACUCGCAAAUUCAAUUUGAAGAACCGGAACUACAUAUAAAACUCGCAAUUAUUAAACAAAUUCAUGUUACUUAUUUAUACUGUGCUGUUUGUGUGGAGUGGUCGCGUCAGUGCCACGGACAUUGUGAUAAGAGUAGAUAAAAGUCAUGUCUAGAUGCAAAAAAAAUGUAUCGUUAUUAUUAUUGUUUAUGUACUGACUGUAUCUAUACUUUUAUUUUAUACAAUUGUUCACAUAUUUUUUCUUUUCUUUUGGUAUAUAUUUUACCAUUGUACAUACAAUGUGUAUUUAAGUACACAGUAAAGUUUUCAAAAGUAAUUUAAUUUAUUUUUCCUUCUGCUGUAA